Molecule: messenger RNA, 1631 nt
Organism: Calypte anna (Anna's hummingbird)
Lineage: Eukaryota; Metazoa; Chordata; Aves; Apodiformes; Trochilidae
Product: aquaporin-4-like
Exons: 6
Coding region: 730-1509 (259 amino acids)
Biological process (GO): transmembrane transport
Cellular component (GO): plasma membrane
Molecular function (GO): water channel activity
Source: RefSeq, a predicted model, not a curated record
GGGGGGUCCCGCAGGGGUUGGUGAGGCGGGGGUGGUACCAUGGGGUUGUGGGGGUCACUGCUGCCCCCCCCCCCCUCCCCGAGGUUGCGGGACCCGCGUGUCCCUGCUGCGUGUCCCCCCGUGUUCCCCCAACCCCUUUGUGGCAGCCCCGGGUCUGGAUUGUUCUGGCUCUUUGCAGGGUGUCAGCAGGGACGGGGCCCCCCCAUGCUGAGCCCCCCCCGUGCUGAGCCAGGCCCCUCACCCCGGCCCCGCUGACUCACCCCACGUGCGGGCCGGGCUGCUGAGCUGGCAGGGACACGGGGACAAGGACAGGGGGACAGGGACAGGGGGACAGGGCCUGGCUGACUGCGGGGGGGGCACCUCUGCUCCCUCCCCCUCCGCUCCGCUCCCCCCCAGCCUUUCAUCCCAGCCUUUCAUCUCCCACUCGGGGAUGGAGCCAUGGUCGUCGUGGCAACACUCCGAAGGGUCCUGGCUCGUUGCUAUGGCACCCGGGGAUGCUCUGAGCCCCCUCCCAGACCCCUGCAGCCCCAUUCCAGACCCCUGACCCAUCCCCAACCCCCCUUGCACCCCAGAGGGGGCUUGUUCCAAGCACAGGGCUGUCCCUCCCCGUAGCCCAGGGUGGCAGUGCCAGGGGGGUGGCAGUGCCGGGGGGGUUGGCAGUGCCGGGGGGGCAGGAGGUGCCCCCACCUUGGGCAUCCUCGGCGCUUGCCUGGGCGCUGCAGCUGCGCCAUGGCCAUUGGGGAGGAGCUGCGGCGUGGGUGUUUCUGGCAGGGGGUGCUGGCAGAGGCAGCAGCAACCUUCAUCUUCGUAGUGAUGGUGCUGGGGGCUUCGACAGCCCCCGGGCCCCUGGCUCCAGCACUGGCUGGGGGGCUGGUGGCCGGGGGGCUGGCCUGUUCCCUUGGGACACCCCAGGCCAACCCAGCACUCACCCUGGCCCUGCUCUGCACCCGCAAGAUGGGUGCCCUGCAGGGGGCUGCGGGGCUGCUGGCUCAAUGCGCCGGGGCCACCGCGGCCGCUGCUGCUGCCCGCAUGGUGCUGCCGGAUGACACCGGCCUGGUCACCAGGGUGAGCACGGUGGGGACACCAGGGCAGGCCCUGGCCUGGGAGACCCUUGCCACCUUCCAGCUGGCUCUGGUCACCUUCGCCACCUCCGACCACGCAGCCCCCCAGGGUGGGCUGGCCCUGGGCAGUGCCGUGGCUGCCGGUGCCCUGGCCGCGGGGCCGUUCUCAGGGGGCAGCAUGAACCCUGCGCGCUCGCUGGGACCAGCCAUUGUCACCGGCGUCUGGGAUGACCACUGGGUGUACUGGCUGGGGCCGGUGCUGGGUGCAGUGCUUGCAGGGUUCUCCUACGAGUUCAUCUUGGCCCCCAGUGCCUCCCGGGAGAAGUUGGGUGCCUGCCUUGCCUGCCGGGAUGUGGCACUGGUGGAGACCACCAGCACAUCCCCCUCCUCACCCUCUGCCCAUGCCCCCCUGCCCCCCCCAGCCAAGCAGGGCCGGGGUGCAGCCUGAGCCCCUCAGACCCCUGCAGAGGUGGCCCCAACACCAUGUGCCCCCCCCAGCCCAGCCCCCUCUGUGGGGCACCCAGGGCAUGGACCCCCCAGGCAGAGUAGGGUGCAAUGGGGGGGGUCUCA